This is a messenger RNA of Penicillium nucicola, 924 nucleotides long. Its product is annotated as aspartate/glutamate racemase family protein. The transcript has a single exon. The record is from RefSeq and is a predicted model, not a curated record. The coding region runs from base 1 to 924 and encodes 307 amino acids. Lineage: Eukaryota; Fungi; Ascomycota; Eurotiomycetes; Eurotiales; Aspergillaceae.
AUGAGCUCUCAAACUUCACCUGAGCAGCGAUACGAUGCCAACGAAAUAUCUACGCUCGAUCCGAAAAAAGGAGAGCGCAAGUAUAGCAUCUUGAUCAUCAACCCCAACACCUCGACGCACAUGACGGAAGCAUUAAAGCCAAUCCUGGCGAGCAUGAACUACACCGAUGUGCGUUUUGAAUACUUCACUGCUCCAAAUGCCCCCAUCGAGGUCAACGGAGUCCAGAUUGAACCAAUCGCCAGUAUCAACAACGCUGAAGAAUCCUGUCGCUCAGCAUUGAACUGCUGGCCUGUACGGGACCUAGUUCCAUAUCACGACGCCUUUUUGGUAGCAUGCUACUCCGCGCACCCAUUUGUUGGCCAGUUGAGGCAAGAUAUUCAGUCAAUAGAGGAGAACGACCCUUCAACGCGAAACAAAUAUGUUACUGGCAUUUUUGAAGCAUCUAUCACCGCUGCUCUUUCCUUGGUCAGUGGAUUUGCCUUGGAAGAGCCAAUCAAUCCCGCAGAGAAACUGCGCAAAUACCAAGAGAAGGGUAGUUUCGGCAUCGUCACGACGGGCGCCGCGUGGAAGGAUGAACUCAUCCACGGUGUCCAGGGUGCACUGGGAUACAGGGGUCAAGAUGAGAGCUCAAUGCACUUUGCCGGUGUUGAGACUACUGGCUUGACAGCCGUCGAACUACACACUACUGCCCCUGAAGAAGUACGACGGAGGAUCAUCGAGGCCACUCGCAAUCUACUGCGGAGCUCUGAGACUCGUGUCAAGGUUGUUUGUCUAGGCUGCGCGGGUAUGGCGGGCAUGGAAGAAGCGGUGCGAGAAGGAUGUGAGCGGGAAUAUGGAAUUCCGGAGGGUGGUCGAGUUCGCAUUGUAGAUGGAGUGGUUGCAGGCGCAGGAAACCUCAUUACGGCUUUGAAAGCUAGGUUUUGA